Messenger RNA from Metopolophium dirhodum (rose-grain aphid), 474 nucleotides. Its product is annotated as KRAB-A domain-containing protein 2-like. The coding region runs from base 1 to 474 and encodes 157 amino acids. NCBI's taxonomy places the organism in Eukaryota, Metazoa, Arthropoda, Insecta, Hemiptera, Aphididae. The record is from RefSeq and is a predicted model, not a curated record. The transcript has a single exon. Gene Ontology annotation, molecular function: nucleic acid binding.
AUGUGGAAGGAUUUAAAAAUAGUUCAUGGUAAGCCAAGACACUCCCAAAACCAAGGUUCAGUUGAAAGAGCAAACAAAGAUGUCGAAAAUAUGCUUGCAUCAUGGCUUCAAGAUAAUAAAACAAAAAAAUGGAGUAAUGGCUUAAAAUUCGUACAGUCAAUGAAAAAUCGUGUUUACCACCAUGGUACAAAACAUUCACAAUAUGAAGCGAUGUUUGGAACACCCCCUAAAAUUGGUUUAACGUCUUCAUUACUUCCUGUGAACAUGAUUGCGAAAUUAAAAAUCGAAGAACUUCAGGUUGCCUUAGAGUCAAUACAGAUCCUUUCUAACGACAACAAACAUAAUGAAGUAGAAGAAGAAGAUGAUGAAGAUCAAAUAAUUGAAAAACAAACAAAAACAAGACAAACGUCAAUUAACCAAAACAGGAAAGAGUCAUUAAAUAAUCUGAAAAUGUCCGAAAAACGAUUUUGCUAA